Phytophthora nicotianae INRA-310 is the source of this 1005-nucleotide messenger RNA. RefSeq lists its product as hypothetical. The transcript has a single exon. Lineage: Eukaryota; Oomycota; Peronosporomycetes; Peronosporales; Peronosporaceae. Bases 1 to 1005 code for a protein of 334 amino acids. The record is from RefSeq and is a predicted model, not a curated record.
AUGAAAAGUCAUGACGGCAGCACGGUGAUCGUUGUGCUGGCACUUUGGAGAAGACCGAUGGAAGGGCUUAGCUCAUUGUGCAACAUGGAGGGCCUGGCAGAGGUACCCCACGAGGAUACAGCUCGGGUCGGCGCCCCUCCCGGCUUCGUACACCGCCACCCCAGGGGCCAAGCACGUCAAGAGCGGACUACUUGCUUUUACCGUGGCUUUAAGUACACUCGAGCAUGGACAUCCUCGCGCAAGAUUGCAUAUCGGUGCUCCAGAUUUCGCAGUGGCUGCCGUGGCACGCUCGAGGUCACAAUCGCUACCAUGGGCUUCUCUGCGGUGCGACCGCAUACCUGUCGUGAUGCUGUUCCUGCCCCUGGCAGAAUUGAAGACGUUACGAUGGAAAUGAUGAGCCGAGCUGAUGCUUUGGCAAUUGAGCAAGUUGCUCGUCCUGCUCGUCAGAUUUGGGAGGCUCUACGUGAUGAGUUUUAUGGUGCUGCCAACGGCAACGUGGUAAGGGGGCUGUCGGAGUUGCAAGUGCAACGCCGCAUUUAUCGGGCGAGACACCAACACUUUAGUGGAGACGUUCAUGGUGCGAUUGAAAUUCCACCGCUCUCGUUAGCUCUUGAUGAGGCUGUUUCCUUCUUUCAGUUUCAUUACGUGACGAUUAACAACGAAAACCUUAACAAGCCGACACGGUUAUUAGGCUGGGCGCAUCCAUCGCUGGUUAAUCUGCUGCGCUACCACGGGACUACACUGUUUGUGGAUGGCACAUUCCAUUGCGUGCCGCGUGGAUACAAACAAUGCGUUAUCUUUAUGGUGCAUGAUCGAGCAUCAGGGAUUUUCGUACCUGUCUACUAUGUGCUAAGUACUUCUCGAUCUGGUGAUUCGUACUGGGACAUGCUGCACUUCGUGGUUCAAAGCACUGACCAGCAGCUGGAGCCUGCCGAAGUUGUCUGCGACUUGAGACUGGACUACUCAACGCGGUCAAUACACAAUUCCCUAAUGCCCUUGUGGUAG